Syngnathus typhle (broad-nosed pipefish) is the source of this 1219-nucleotide messenger RNA. It is a transcript of the gene rd3, whose product is annotated as retinal degeneration 3, GUCY2D regulator. Bases 129 to 767 code for a protein of 212 amino acids. The record is from RefSeq and is a predicted model, not a curated record. The transcript has 3 exons. Lineage: Eukaryota; Metazoa; Chordata; Actinopteri; Syngnathiformes; Syngnathidae.
CCAGGUUUCUCAUAUCAUCGGACUGACGGCUUCACUCACAAUUUUGUCUUUUUAGGGGGGAGUUGUCGAUGACGUCCUAAACAAGGAAAUAAAGAGAGAGUGUUGUGGCGAGUGAGGAGGACCGCACCAUGGCCUCCUGGUUCAGCUGGAGCGAGCCUCACCAGCGCAUCCCCCGCAGGGAGCCGGCCGACGUGGUCACUGACACGCUAAUGGUCGAGCUGAGCUGGCAGCUGAAGGAGGCGGAGAGGCAGCAGAGAGAGAGGGAGAGUGAGUACCGGCGCCUCAAGACCGGAGUGGAUUACAGCUGGUUGGCCAGCGCGCCACGCUCGUCCUAUAACAUUAGCACGGGGGAAAGGCUGGGCCUGGAGGACCUCUGCUCCAAGGUGCCGCCAUCUUGCUGUGGACUGGUCAUACUCAGGUUCCGCGACGCAAUCCAAGCCAGCGAGCCGGAAGUGCAGGAGGUGUCGAUCCUCUUCCGCUCUGUCCUUCUGGAGGCUGUGGAGCAAUUUAAGGAGGAGCAGGAGGCACAAAGGCUUGCUCGCCAGUGGAGCAAUAAACGCACCAAGAGUAUGUCGCUGGUGAACUUCAGGUCCCGCAUCAAGAUCAACCCCUUCGGGAGCACGGCAGGCCUGAUUUCGUCUGAGGGAACCCGUUUGAGCGACCUGAAGACGGUGUCGGAAGAUGUGGAAAGAGGGACAGAGAAGGAGGAGAGGGUUUGGAGCAUGCCGGACUUCCGAUUAGGAGCAAGCAGUAGUAAACUUGUCUGACAGGAGGACCAUGAUGUGGCGAUGGGAGAAUUGAGUCCCAUGACCUGACUCGAGUCGGACUUAAGUCCGUUUCUGACUAAAACGUACUUGACUCACAGACUUGAACUUGAAUAAGUCUUACAUUGUCAAAUGUCAGUUCUUAUUUUUGACAGAUUUUUCUUUUUGUUUAUUUUAUCCGUGCACUGUAUUUUUAUGUCUAAGCAAGAAAUAAUGUCCCGCCCCCAUCACUCUGAGGAUGAGUCACUCUUUGCACUCUUUCUCAGCACACAAUGACCACGCACAACACUCCCCCACACAAGGUCAGCCAGCUGAACGCUUUGCUUCUCUACCUUCUCUUUACAAGCUGCAAAUGAAUGAAUGCUAAUAAAAUAUUACAAGAGAAUGCGAGAAAACAUUUGAUCGGUUUAUUUUCAUUUUGGUCCAUGAACGCGUUCAACUGGUUCGAAACAAUA